Molecule: messenger RNA, 622 nt
Organism: Trematosphaeria pertusa
Lineage: Eukaryota; Fungi; Ascomycota; Dothideomycetes; Pleosporales; Trematosphaeriaceae
Exons: 1
Coding region: 190-510 (106 amino acids)
Source: RefSeq, a predicted model, not a curated record
ACGCUGCAGUGUGAGCAAAUAGUACGUUUGAGGUUUUCCUCGUCCCAAGCCAAAAAUACGGCCCCCACAGUGCUUUUACCGCACAGGCAACACCCCCGCCAUCGCGAUGCGAUCCUAGCAGCCGCCCGCUGCCGAACUCUAUUCGCCAGAUCUUAUGUUUCAUGCUAUAGCUAUAUCACGUACCCGACUAUGAUCUGUUUCAAGGGUACCGUUUGCUAUACUGGUACAUAUCACAUGCUGCUAAGGUUCGAAACUUCGCCUGGGGAAGACGAGAAUACCCACUUCGGGUUCGUGUUCGCUAGUGGCGACGACACGAGACGGUUAGAUGCAGGGCGGGUUUUUUUUGCUUUUGCUGAGGUCAACCGAGGUCGAGCUGUUUGCCAUGCUUCUGUUUUGGGUGCCUUGCAUUUGACUCUACUGUGUGUGUUUCUGGGCGGAGGUUUCCGCACGUGUUAUGCAGGGUUCCAAGGUUUGCCAGGCCGCCUUCGAGGUCAUAGACUUUUGCGUUGACGUUGCGGGGAGAAAAGAUGUCUCUUGGGGGAGGUUUCGCCGAUGGCCGCGAUGAGGGACGAGGGAGCCUGUUGGUGACGGUUCACUACGAAGUUGCGGUUCGACGAUACCG